GGGCACAGCAGGCAACUGCCUGUUCUGUUGAGCCAGAAGACAAGCAGCGAUGGCAUAGGUAAAGGGGAAGCCAAAUGUUGCAACGCCUGGAGAGCGCGUACGCCGCUGAAAAUCCACGAAGCAAUUCGUUUUUAAACUGUUUUGUGGCAAGAACUGAGCUACUGAGCUGGGCGCAAAAGGAGCCUGGAAAAUGUAAUUUAUGCUUCUCUUUGCACUGAACUGUUGUCAAUAUUCAUAAUACUUGCAGUUUUGGGGGAAAAAAACCCAGUUGUUUUGGCUGGUAGUUUGGAAUAGAAAACUAACUUUAAGGCAGUUUUCUGCACGGAGAAAAUUAGAAUCCGGCUACUGCUCUGCUGCAGAACGUGCUUUUGUUGCUGAAAAACUGCUACGCUGCAAAGUUUUCAGGAGGCGCACAGUGUUGCUGGAGUAUAAACUGAAAAGAAACGCCUAGGUAAUUGAUGGUGGAUUUCAGUGAAUGAGCUUAAAAAAUGAGACAUGGGGUUUCACCAUCAAUGGCAAAAUAUUGCCAUGGCAAUGGGUAGCUUUGCCAGCAAACAAACAACAACAGGCCUUUUCUCUUUCAGCGAAAAGUUAGAGAGUUUGCCGUUCUCACCUCAGCAGAAGUUUGUGCCACCCAACGUCCCGGAGGGAUCAGUUCCCGAGGCGGAAAGGUAGCGCACCCUACUUAGCCGGUUGGAUUUUCCCCAUCUUACAGCACCUCGCAGGUCUCUGCUCUGAGCAGUACGUUGCCUGAGUGAGUGGAAACAUACAGAUCAGCUGCAGGUUUCUGUCUACAAAAACAGAGUGAAAGAGAAAGAAAAGGGUUGGGAAAGCAGAGACAAAUAUUGACCUGGACUUAUAGAAAGACAUCCAAUGGCUGAAUAAAGAACCCCUGUUCAUGUUUUGGGAUAUUCUUUCAACUGGCUGGAACGAGAGCAGAUCAAAAGAAUGGGAAAUGCCAGCAGACCCUUUAGAAGAAUUGCUUAUUUCUUAUGCCUUUUAUCUGUGCUUUUGCUGACUGAAGGGAAGAAACCAGUGAAGCCAAAAUGUCCUGCCUGGUGUACUUGUACCAAAGAUAAUGCUUUAUGUGAAAAUGCCAGAUCUAUUCCUCGCAGCGUUCCGCCUGAUGUUAUCUCACUAUCCUUUGUGAGAUCUGCUUUUACUAAAAUCCCAGAAGGGAGUUUUUUGCUCACACCAUCUCUGCAGCUUCUGUUGUUUACAUCAAACACUUUUGAUGUUAUUAGUGAUGAUGCUUUCAUGGGCCUUCCUCAUCUAGAAUAUUUGUUCAUAGAGAACAACAGCAUUAAGUCAAUUUCAAGAAAUACUUUCAGAGGACUGAAAUCUUUAAUUCACCUGAGUCUUGCAAAUAAUAAUCUCCAAACGCUUCCAAAAGACAUAUUCAAAGGCUUGGAUUCUUUAACGAAUGUGGAUCUUAGAGGAAAUGCAUUUAAUUGUGACUGCAAACUGAAGUGGUUAGUGGAAUGGCUGGGUAGCACCAAUGCAACAGUUGAAGACAUUUACUGUGAAAGCCCACCAGAAUAUAAGAAGCGCAAAAUCAAUAGCCUCUCUCCAAAAGAAUUUGAUUGCAUUAUUACAGAGUUUGAAGUUUAUCAGUCCCUGCCAUAUCAAUCUCUGUCAGUAGACACUUUCUCAUACAUGAAUGAUGAGCAUGUGGUUAUUGCCCAGCCUUUUACUGGAAAAUGCAUUUUUCUUGAAUGGGACCAUGUAGAAGUGAUGUUCAGGAAUUAUGACAACAUUACAGGUACUUCAACUGUUGUGUGUAAACCUAUAGUUAUUGAGAGUCAGCUGUAUGUCAUUGUCGCGCAGCUGUUUGGAGGCUCCCACAUAUAUAAAAGAGAUAUUUUUGCUAAUAAGUUUAUAAAAAUUCAAGAUAUUGAAAUCCUUAAAAUCCGAAAACCCAAUGACAUUGAAACUUUCAGGAUUGCUGAAGACUGGUAUUUUGUUGUUGCAGACAGUUCGAAAGCUGGUUUCACCACUGUUUACAAAUGGAAUGGGAAUGGAUUUUAUUCCCAUCAGUCUCUGCAUGCCUGGUACAGAGAUACUGAUGUGGAGUAUCUUGAAAUAUCCGGCAAACCACAUUUAAUUCUAUCAAGUAGUUCCCAAAGACCUGUAAUAUAUCAAUGGAACAAAGGAACAAAUGAAUUUGUUAAGCGUUUCGAUAUCCAAGAUAUGGAAGAUGCAUAUGCAGUGAAACAUUUCAAAGUGAAAGAGGAUGUGUACAUUUGUUUAACAAGAUUUAUUGGGGACUCUAAAGUAAUGAAAUGGGGUGGUUCAGCAUUCCUGGAUUUACAAAGGAUGCCAUCCCGAGGGUCAAUGGUAUUCCAACCACUUCAGAUAAGUAAUUAUCAAUAUGCCAUUCUUGGAAGUGAUUAUUCUUUCACUCAAGUCUAUUAUUGGGAUGCUGAAAAAGCAAAAUUUGUGAAGUUUCAAGAAUUAAACAUACAGGCACCAAGAUCUUUCAUACAUGUCUCCAUCGAUAAACGAGAUUUUCUCUUUGCUUCAAGUUUUAAGGGAACUACACUGAUUUAUAAACAUGUCAUAGUUGACUUAAGCGCAUGACACUCCUAAUUCUGAGAUUACAUCAGACUUUCUACCAUAAGUGGACAAAAUGAACUAAAUGCAUGAUGACUCUCUUAUCUUACUUCCAAAUGAAUGCCUUUAAAAGUUGAGAUUGCUAGAACAAAGUAUUACUAGUAUCUUCAUCUUUAAUUGUCAAGUCUAGUGGUGUUGGAAGUUGCAUUUUUUAACAAAAAGAAAUUAAAUUAACUGUUCUUUGCAUCCACAGUAUGUAAAUAUGUGUGCAACUGCAUCUGUUGCUAUAAAGAAUAUUAAGAUGUAAUUUUCCAUUUAUUUAUUCACCUGUUUGAAACAACUGCCAAAUAAAAUGUUUACAUUUUGUGUCUUUCACAUUCCAAAUGUUAUUUGCAGAUGAUACUUUUUAUUUGUGUAUAUACUAUACACAUAUAAAAUAAACCCAAACAGGCAUACUGCAGUGUUGUACUGCAUGGAAGAUGCACAAUAUUAAAGAUCAGGUGUUUUUUACAUAUAAUCAGAAGUUCUCAAUAAAAAUAUAGCAUUUAACCCCAAUCCUAUAAACAAUCACCUAGACAGAUCCUUGCAUUUAUGUGGUGCUCCACUGGUUUAAACAGGACUCCACCCAGAGAAAAGGGUUUGGUUAUACAGAUCUGGUUGUAGGAUGGGGCUUUGUAUUGUGUGUAGUUGCAAGUGCUUGUUGUUGGUGGGGUUUUUUUAACUUACAGAGGAAUCAACAGAAUAAAAGCUGAUAUAAAGGCCUUUCUCCACCUCAUGCUGAAGCAGCACAAAACAAAUGUCUGGUAUGACACUUGGGCCAUCACUGUGCUGAAAGCUAGAAGCAUAGCUUAUUUCAGCUAGCAUCAUUUCUAUAUCUGAACCGUUACACACCACUUGCAUGAAUUCUUUGUAUCUCUGUCAAGCCUUUCCACUGUAAGUCCAAUUAUUUGAUCUUCAGUGAAUUUCUCCAUUCUUCUGAAUGAGGCUACUGAAUGUGAAGUCAUUUUUUCCCCUAUCCUGCAAUGAUGUUCAAUAACAGAUACUCUUGAAAUUCAGGGAAUUUUGAAUGUGGCAGGACAAAUUCAGUUGGUGUAGCACAUGCAACUCCUAGGAGGCUACCUACGGCUGUUAAAUUACAGCAGUUCUGAAUUUGGCAUGAAAAUCUAUUACAAACUCAAAGUUAAAAUAGUCUUUUUUUUACAUACAUCUAGUGCAUCACUCGUGAGACACCAACACCAACUUGCUGCUGAAGAUCAUUCAAUGCAGCUCAGGAAGAGAGCAUAGAUGGAU
Messenger RNA from Struthio camelus australis, 3843 nucleotides. The record is from RefSeq and is a predicted model, not a curated record. Lineage: Eukaryota; Metazoa; Chordata; Aves; Struthioniformes; Struthionidae.